AUGUCCCUGCGCCCCUCCCCGCCCCCUCUCUCCCCUUCUCCGCCUCCCCCCUUCCCUUCUUUCCCUUCCCCUAACCGGCACACCCUUCUCCCCCACCCCGACGACCCCCCACUUUUCCCCUCCCACGCCCGCCCCCUCUUUCCCCCCCUUCACCCACACCCCUCUUCCCCCUCACCCCCACCCCACGCCCCCACCUUUCCCCUCCCACGCCCACAACCCCCCUACACACAGAGAACGGGCGGGGCGGGGGGAGGUCGCAACUGGACAAACGGGCGGGGAGGGGGGAGGUCGCAACUGGACAGUGCGGAGCUGGACGUGCUAGAGAAGGCAGUGCGCAUCCUGCACCUGCGCUACCGCUCCUGCCUGCGCCCCCUCACCAAGGGGCGCCUGCCCUCCGUGACUGAGCUGAGGGAGCUGAGAGUGAGCGCUGAGGCGCUGGGAGUGAGAUCUGCCCUGCUGUGCCUCGACAGAAUACCCAAGGGCGACCCCCGCCGCCUCGCCCUCUUUGCCUUCCGCACAUUCGCCCUGCGCGCCGAGCUGGACGCGGAGGCCCUGCGCGACCUGGACGAGCCUCCCCCAGGCAACGCCUGGCCCGUCUCCUCCUACCGUGUCGGCACCCCCCGGCUCCGCGCCCUCCUAGAGGAUAUGGUAGAGGAGGUGGAGAGCCUAUGGAACGCCACCAAUAGGACCCUCUAUGAGGUUGCUAUAGUGCUCGCGCCGGUGCUGGCUCAAUACGCGUUGCUGGGGAAGGCGGUGGGGAUGGCUAUGGAGCAGUACUACGCGCGGCUGACUGUGAGGAAGCACGGGCGGGUGGUUAUGGCGGUGGGAGAUGAGAUUAUCCUGUGGGAUGAUGGGUUGGAAGAUGUUAGGGAGCUGUUUCUGGCUGAGAAGGCAGCGGAUGAGCAGCCGUUGGGGUCGGCUGUUCGGAUCGACAGCAUGAAUGAUUACUCGUGGUUUGUUUCGUGGAAUGGGACGUCUGCAGUGGAUAAUAUCCCGAGUGAAGUUUCAGUGAAGAAACUGCUGCAUUCGAUCGGGGCGCCGACUGCCAGGCUGGCGGGGUUGAGGGCGAAGGAUAAGGGGCUGCUGAUGGGUGUGACUGUACCGGAUGUGAGAAUAGAGGCAGAGAAACGGGUGCUGGCGCAGUUGCAAUGGGUGGUGGACGGUGGAGGGAAGCUGGAGAUUAAAGCCGCUCGGCCGCAGCACCAGGGGAUUAGCAUGGAUGAGCCCGAGCCGGCGCAUGAAAUCCCGUACGAGGAUCUCGUGGAGGCCACCAAGAACUGGGCGGAGGACCUGCAGCUGGGGGAGGGACCUGAACCAGCGCAUGAAAUACCCUAUGAUGACCUCGUGGAAGCAACCAAGAACUGGUCGGACGACCUGCAGCUGGGGGAGGGGAGGGGAGGGGGGCUCUGCGAUUGCAUGGACGAACCUGAACCAGCGCAUGAAAUUCCGUAUGAGGAUCUCGUAGAGGCAACCAAGAACUGGGCGGACGACCUGCAGCUGGGGGAAGGAGGCUCCGCGAUUGUGUAUAAGGGCGUGUCGCCGGAUGGGGAGUUGUGGGCUGUGAAGCGAGGGAAAAAGGGCGGGCUAACACGGCUGCAGGACUACCACAGGGAGAUCGAGGCAGUGUCUAAGAUGCUUCACCCGAACCUGGUGCGCCUGAUGGGGUUCUGCCAUGAGAACGAGGAGCAGGUGUUGGUCUACGAGUAUGUGGCCAAUGGGACGCUCAGACAACAUCUAUCCCCAUUACAAGGUGACACAGAGAAAGGGGUUCUCUCGUUUGAGCAGCGGAUAGAGGCGGCCGUAGGGGUGGCGGAGGCCCUCCUGUAUCUGCAUUCGUGCAAGCCUGUGCUGGUGCAUCGAGACGUGAAGAGCCUCAACGUGUUCAUGGAUGACGAUCUACAGCCAAAACUCGGGGAUUACGGCAACCUCAAGUCGAUAGGAGACGAUGAAAGCGCCACCACACACACCCGCGUGGUGGGCACACCUGGGUAUCUCGACCCGCAGUACUGCCAGACGAGCGUGGUUUCCGUGUGGUCUGAUGUGUACAGUUUCGGGGUGGUCAUGCUGGAGCUCAUCACAGCCAAGCCGCCGGUGCUCAAGGAAGCACUUUCACCACUCUCACCUAUCCUGUUUCUUCCCCCCUCCUCCCUUCACUUCCCCUUCCCUUUCGGGGUGGUCAUGCUGGAGCUCAUCACAGCCAAGCCGCCGGUGCUCAAGGAAGCACUUUCACCACUCUCACCUAUCCUGUUUCUUCCCCCCUCCUCCCUUCACUUCCCCUUCCCGUGUGCCUUUCAGUUUCGGGGUGGUCAUGCUGGAGCUCAUCACAGCCAAGCCGCCGGUGCUCAAGGAAGCACUUUCACCACUCUCACCUAUCCUGUUUCUUCCCCCCUCCUCCCUUCACUUCCCCUUCCCGUGUGCCUUUCAGUUUCGGAGUGUUUCGGAGUGGUCAUGCUGGAGCUCAUCACAGCCAAGCCGCCGGUGCUCAAGGAAGCACUUUCACCACUCUCACCUAUCCUGUUUCUUCCCCCCUCCUCCCUUCACUUCCCCUUCCCUUUCGGGGUGGUCAUGCUGGAGCUCAUCACAGCCAAGCCGCCGGUGCUCAAGGAAGCACUUUCACCACUCUCACCUAUCCUGUUUCUUCCCCCCUCCUCCCUUCACUUCCCCUUCCCGUGUGCCUUUCAGUUUCGGGGUGGUCAUGCUGGAGCUCAUCACAGCCAAGCCGCCGGUGCUCAAGGAAGCAACUAA
Messenger RNA from Closterium sp. Naga37s-1, 2745 nucleotides. Lineage: Eukaryota; Viridiplantae; Streptophyta; Zygnematophyceae; Desmidiales; Closteriaceae. The record is from the annotation of a GenBank genome assembly.